GACGAGGUCGGUAAGGUUUUUUUCUACAUCGAAAAAGGAAGCUUUUAUUCGAUAUUUGCAAGCGUACUAUGAGUAGUGUACAGAUUCAGAAUGGAACGGGUCUAGAGCAGCAGUUUGCUGGUCUGGACUUGAAGCAAGGCGGCCACUUUGUCGCUCCUGGAGGAAGUCGUUAUGUGCCUCCUCACCUGAGAUCUAGCAGGGGUCCAGGAUCUGAAGAUAAACCGUUUUCUGUCCCACAAGAUAGAGCAGAUAUCCCAAACGAACGUGAUUUUAACAAAGAAGCUGGUCGGGGUUAUACCCAAGCAACAAAUUCCUAUAGAGGUGGCAGUGCCCAACGUGGAGUGCCCAGCGCAGCUGGUGGUGGUUACCCCAGACGUGGUGGAUUCAAUGGAGGUGGAGCGAGUUACAGUGCUAGGCCUCCCCAAAGAUGGGAGGGAGAAUAUGAGAAUGGUGGAGGCUGGAAUGGAGGUCCUCAGCCACCUCAAUGGAAUGCUGAUGCUCCUCCACCUGUCAUUACAAAUGAACGUUGGCAAGAGCCACCACCCCCAGCUGGUCAAUGGAUGGCCAAUGAUCGCUGGAAAGAACCCCAAAGGGGUGCGACGACGACCGGCAGCCGCGGCGGCGGUUACGGAAAUCCUCGUUGGAAAGAAUCUAGCGAAUCCGAUUGGACUACGCUUACUGCCAAAGAUGAUCGAGUAGAACUGGAAAUGUUUGGCACGGGCAACUCCGGCAUUAACUUCGAUAAAUAUGAAGAUAUUCCCGUGGAGGCGACGGGAAAUGACGUACCGUCUCACAUCAACACGUUUGAAGACGUCAAGUUGACUGAGAUCAUCCGCUCGAAUAUUGCUUUGACUCGCUACGAUAAGCCGACGCCUGUCCAGAAAUACGCGAUUCCGAUUAUUCUGGCACGCCGUGAUGUCAUGGCUUGCGCCCAGACUGGCUCAGGCAAGACAGCAGCGUUCUUGGUUCCGAUAUUGAACCAGUUAUUUGAACGUGGACCCGUGGUAAGUGCUGCUGCUGGACAACGCUCAUACGCCCGUCGCAAGCAGUACCCGCUGGCUCUGGUUCUAGCACCCACUCGCGAGCUGGCCACGCAAAUCUACGAUGAAGCCAAGAAAUUCGCCUACCGAUCCCGUGUCCGACCAUGCGUGGUGUAUGGCGGUGCCGAUGUGCGUCAACAGAUGCAGGACUUGGAACGAGGCUGCCACUUAUUGGUUGCCACUCCCGGCCGUCUUGUAGACAUGUUGGAACGUGGCAAGAUUGGCCUUGAGCACUGCAACUUCUUGGUGUUGGAUGAGGCUGACAGAAUGUUGGACAUGGGUUUCGAGCCCCAAAUUCGUCGCAUCGUUGAACAAGACACUAUGCCUAAAACUGGAGAGCGCCAGACACUCAUGUUUUCGGCUACGUUCCCAAAAGAGAUCCAGAUGCUUGCGCGCGACUUCUUAGAAAAUUACAUUUUCUUGGCAGUUGGACGCGUCGGCUCGACUUCAGAAAACAUUACGCAAAAGAUCGUAUGGGUGGAAGAACAUGACAAGCGUUCUUUCCUUCUCGAUUUGCUAAAUGCUUCUGGUCUCAACAAAUUCAACGGUCAAGUUGAUAGCGAUACGACAGAGCACGAGCAGCUGACGCUGGUUUUCGUCGAAACAAAACGUGGAGCUGAUGCGCUGGAAGAGUUUCUGUACCGUGACGGAUAUCCGGUGACAUCAAUCCACGGCGAUCGCAGUCAACGUGAACGUGAAGAUGCGCUCAAACGAUUCCGUUCGGGCAAGACGCCUAUACUCGUGGCUACAGCUGUUGCUGCCCGUGGCCUUGAUAUCCCCCACGUUAAACACGUCAUUAAUUUCGACCUUCCCUCGGAUGUCGAAGAAUACGUUCAUCGCAUUGGUCGUACCGGCCGAAUGGGCAAUCUCGGCGUGGCCACUUCGUUUUUCAAUGACAAGAACCGCAAUCUGAUUCGUGAUUUGGUCGAAUUGAUCAUUGAGACGAAGCAGGAACUACCUUCGUGGCUUGAAGGCAUGGCCAUGGACAUGAAGCACCAAUCUGGCGGAUUGAACCGUCGUGGUGGUGGUGGAAGAGGAGGCGGGCGAUUCUCUGGUGGUUUUGGAUCUCGAGAUUACCGCACGUCGCAGACGACUACCGGUGGCAGCACACGUCCUGGUGGCUCUGUUGGCGGUCCACGUACCAGUGGCGGCGGAUCCUACCCCAACUACAGUGCCCCACCUCCCAAUCACGUUGUUCGGAUGGCGCCCAUGCCUUCUAUGCCAAUUUUCACAGGAGGAUAUGGCGGCUAUGCUCCAAGCGGCUACGGCUAUGCACCGCCUCACGCUCAUCACGCCGCCCCCGACUGGUGGGGCCAGUAAAAGAAAGUAGAAGAAAAAACCUCGACGGCGACUACAUUUUGUUGGAGAAAAUGAAAAAACAAAAAACAAAGAGAGCAACCCUGGAUGCGUCGUUCUUUCUCGAUACGGGACGAUGGAAACGAGGUUGGUCUGACAAAUGCCGAGAAAAGCUCUUUUUCUCAAAAACAACUUCGACGUUGGUAGUGAUUUAGAAUUAUUUUUCGUCCUCUUUUUUCCUCCCCUUUACACUUCUCUUUUGAACUCUAUAAUAUUUCCCGUCUCAAUGGUUUUUUUUUUCUCUUUUUUUUUUAGGGUACUCGUAAUAGUCUUCUAUUUGCAGCACUAUUUACUAUCCUAAAAAAAAAAAAUUCCCUUCCCUCUUUUUUAUGCAAACAAAUUAUUCUAAAAUGUAUCGUACGCCGCCGCUCUGCUCUCUUUUUGCCGUCCCUUCAGGUGGAUGUCCGCGUGUGAUACCCUCUGCACAAUGAUGGCAUUACUCGCACGUGACGUCCUUUUGACAAAAGAAAAAUCGUUUGGGAGGGACGCGUUUAACAGGUCCUAGCCUUCCUACCCCACCCCGUUUAUAUUUCACUUCCUUACUACCGUAGUUUAAAGACGAAACAAAAUAAUUUUUUUGAUUUUGGCACACGCAGAUGUUGAAUCCCAGUUAAAUAUCGCCAAGGUUUCAAAAUUUUUUUUUUUUUUUCUCCUCUAUAUCUAUUUUUUUUUUUCUAUCACUUGAAAGAGACGAGUUGCAGUUUCGACCACUGAUGGGCUUUUCUCAAGAUGUAAUUUUUUGAGAUCAAGACGGCUGUUAAAAAAAGAAAGCGACGAACUACUACUACUACUGCUAGGGGAAAAAUUAUAAUUAUCUUUUUUUUUUUUUUUUGGUUCUUUUUCUAACGAAACGUAAGCACAUUGUGUACCACGGGUGUCGUGCCUAGAAGAAUAAGAAGUUCAGAAAAGGCUAGGCCAGGCUGGGUUUUCGCUCUAGGUGAAUAAUAUCGUUUGUGUCUUAUUCCCCAAUCGUCACCUCGCGUCCGUAAUAAUAAGAUCUUUAAUUAUUAGUAUUUUUUUUUUUUUUUCAUUUCUUUUCUCGUGUGUGUGAUGCAAACCUUAAGUAACUCCCUUGAAUUUGUUUUAUCGAAACCACUCGAGACUGCGAAUUCUUUAAUGCGUUCUUUAAUCGAACAUUUUGGCAUGGUUAACUUAAAA
This is a messenger RNA of Daphnia carinata, 3554 nucleotides long. RefSeq names its product ATP-dependent RNA helicase DDX3X-like (gene bel). Gene Ontology annotation, biological process: gamete generation; cell differentiation. NCBI's taxonomy places the organism in Eukaryota, Metazoa, Arthropoda, Branchiopoda, Diplostraca, Daphniidae. The coding region runs from base 69 to 2360 and encodes 763 amino acids. Gene Ontology annotation, molecular function: RNA helicase activity; ATP binding; RNA binding. The record is from RefSeq and is a predicted model, not a curated record. The transcript is spliced from 11 exons. Gene Ontology annotation, cellular component: P granule; nucleus.